Messenger RNA from Paramuricea clavata, 1188 nucleotides. The record is from the annotation of a GenBank genome assembly. Lineage: Eukaryota; Metazoa; Cnidaria; Anthozoa; Malacalcyonacea; Plexauridae.
AUGGCGGAGCAGCUAUUGAACCGUUUAAUAAAUGCAGUUGAAAAUAUUAGAUCUGCAAAUAAUGGCACCGGAACUAAUCAAAACCGUGAAAGGAAUGAAUCAGUGGAGAGUGAAAUAAAUCACUUGUUUCCUAGCGUUGCUUCAGUGAGACAAAACAACCAGUCAAGUUUGUCCCAAUCGUCUGUGACUACCAGCAGAUUAGAUGCUGAUCCUGACCGUGUAGCGCGAACAAAUACGUUCAACCCAACACAGAAUUAUAGAGCUUCUAAAAGCAGAAAAAAACAGUCGUCCAAUCGAAGUCAGAAACGAAAACGUGAUGAAUGUGAGAAGGGAAACAGUUCCAAAUCGGCCAUUCUCAAAGAUGUCAUUAUGUUACCAUCGCCUGACAUAAAGGUCGUGCCUCGGGGUUGGAAAAGAGAAAAGCUGUACGAAAAAAUGUUUGCCGUUUCAGCUGUGGAAAUUCACGAAAGUAUGAGCGAAGGCGAUGUAAGGCAAAUUUUUAACAACAUUUAUGAAAAGAAAAUCGCUGGCCUUUCAGAGCCGAAGUUCAAUUUCGUCAGAGCAGUUGGCAACAAAAUCAUAGAUCCAGGCUGCAAGUCCUAUGAUGGAAAGGUGAUCAAGUACCUUUCAAAACAAGGGCCAAUAUACAUCAGAGCAACACAGAACAUUUCUUCAGGAUUACAAAUUCUAAACGAGAAUGAGCACACGUCUGAUGAAAGCAAUAGUGAUGAUAAUGGCGAAGAACAGUCAGUUGCAGGGCCAAGCCCACGGCCCCAUGAUGAAGCACACACCGAAGGUGACGGGAUUGAAGAAGCUGAUGAAAAUAGUGAUGAUGAUGUGCUGUUUGUCUCAGCAUUUGGAUCCAAUGAUGAUGCACCUGUGCUAAUGAAUGAAACCUUCCCUGUCACAUUGGUUAACUGCCCAACAUGCACCAUGUCCUUUCCUUCGGAUGAAAUUGCUGAGCAUGCAGAUAGGUGUGCAGAUGCUGCUGAAGGGCUCUUGCAAAGCCAAGUAACAUAUGGAAGCCUUAUGAUGCAGGAGAUGGAUAUACCUGAAGUAGUUUUUGAAUCAUCUUCUAAUGAUGGAAGUGCAACAACCAUUGUGGAAUGCCUGGCUACUCUGAGAAGAAAUGUCAAGGAAGAAAUUACAAAAAUUUAUGUGAGAAGAAAGCGAUUAUGGGAGGACUUU